AUGGAAAAUGUCUUGAUGGCUUCUGAGGUGAUAAAAGGUUACCAUAAACCCAGUCUGUCUGCUAGGAUCACACUGAAAGUAUACAUAUCAAAGGCAUUCGAUUCUGUAAGGUGGGAUUUCAUUCUCAGUGUCCUGCAGGCUCACAAUGUGCCCGAAGAUUUUUUUAAAGCAGUUAGGGCUUGUAUCUGCUCUCCCGCCUUCUCUGUGAGUAUCAAUGGAAGAACUUCCGGUUACUAUAAAGGCAAAACAGGGAUCAGGGAAGGAGAUCCUCUUUCUCCUUCUCUGUUUGUCAUGGUGAUGAAUGUCAUGUCUCUUAUGCUGAAUAAAGCUGCGAAAGCAAGAGUUUUUAGGUUUCAUUCGGGCUGUGAGGAUCAAGAGCUUACUCAUCUAUCCUUUGCUGAUGAUUUACUAAUCUUUCUGGAUGGCUCUCUGAAUUCUGUACAAGGAGUCUUCUCGGUCCUGAAAAAAUUUGAGGAACUCUCUGGUUUGGCUGUCAAUAUUUCAAAAACAAGCAUGUUUUGCUCUGGGGUUCACCAGGUGGUUUUGGCUGAUAUAAAGUCUUAUGUGGGUCUCUCACCAAGCUCUCUCCCAAUUCGUUAUCUUGGAUUGCCUUUGUGCACAAGAAAGUUAUCUGUCGCUGACUCUGAUCCUUUGAUUACUCAAAUCAGAAAUAAGCUAAACAGCUGGACCCAUCGGACCUUAAGCCUGGCAGACAGAUAUACUCUCUUAUCUAUGGUGAUCCCUGGCAUAGUAGGCUUCUGGAGCUCAGCGUUUUUCCUACCCAAGGCAGUAAUCAGACGGAUUAACUCCCUUUCUAGUGCUUUCUUCUGGCACGGGUCUACUGAUUCAGCAAAGGGUGCUAAGGUGGCGUGGUAUGAUUUAUCUUUCCCCAAGAAAGAGGGAGGACUGGGUCUUAGAAGUUUGAGAAGUUGGAGUGAAACUUGUGGCCUUAAACUAAUUUGGAUGCUCUUCUUCAGAGCAGGCUCAAUUUGGGUAGCCUGGAUCAGAGAAAAGUAUCUCUCUCACUCUCCAUUAUGGGCCCUAAAUGGAAAAAAUUACGAGUUUUCUUGGAUGUUCCGUCAGUUGUUGAAGCUCAGAGGUAAAGCUUUCCCUCUCCUUCGUACUCUGAUUGGAAACGGUGAGGACACCUUUUUCUGGUGGGAUCCGUGGACGCCGUAUGGUCCUCUGAUCCACUAUAUUGGCUGUGACGGACCUUCUUUGAUGGGCAUUCCCUUAUUCUCAACAGUCAGUGACCUUAUUACACCUCAAGGGUGGCGUCUUCCGUCGGCAAGGUCGGACAAGCAACUUAAUCUUAUGGCGUUUAUCACUACUAUGCAGCUUUCGUUGUCAAAUGAUCAAAUGGUUUGGGUUAUUGAUGGUGUAAUCCAGAAAGAUUUCUCCUCUAGUCAAGUUUGGAAUUUUAUCAGAGAUUCCAAACCGGAGGUAUCUUGGGCCAAUCUAAUUUGGCAUAAAGCAAGGAUCCCAAAGCAUGCUUUCUCUGCGUGGUUUUUUGUUCUGAACCGAAACCCAACGCUUGAUAGGAUCACAAGAUGGGGUUGUGAUGUAGAACAAACAUGCCUUUUAUGUGGGAACUCAGAGGAAUCGAGAAACCACUUGUUCUUCAGUUGCAUUUUCUCGUUUCAAGUGUGGCAAGAGGUACUUCUUAAAUUGAGCCUUGUAUCUCCUCCUUCUUCUUGGGAGGCUGUUCUGCUAUGGCUUCCGGUGGCUUCUUCCAACAAGGUGAUUUCUCAAGCUUUACUUCUAGCAUAG
Messenger RNA from Microthlaspi erraticum, 1770 nucleotides. NCBI's taxonomy places the organism in Eukaryota, Viridiplantae, Streptophyta, Magnoliopsida, Brassicales, Brassicaceae. The record is from the annotation of a GenBank genome assembly.